Chiloscyllium plagiosum (whitespotted bambooshark) is the source of this 2053-nucleotide messenger RNA. RefSeq lists its product as uncharacterized. Gene Ontology annotation, biological process: regulation of transcription by RNA polymerase II. The record is from RefSeq and is a predicted model, not a curated record. Gene Ontology annotation, molecular function: protein binding; RNA polymerase II cis-regulatory region sequence-specific DNA binding; DNA-binding transcription factor activity, RNA polymerase II-specific. Gene Ontology annotation, cellular component: nucleus. NCBI's taxonomy places the organism in Eukaryota, Metazoa, Chordata, Chondrichthyes, Orectolobiformes, Hemiscylliidae.
CCGUGCCCUAACGUAUCCGCGGAAUGUAACAUCCCGCUGGGGAGGACUACAAUCCUCAAAAUGCUCCGCGGGGAAGCUUCCGUGACGGGAGGCCUUUGGAGCCGAAGUGUGGGAGAGGUUCUCAUGCUCCAGUUUCUAAAAAGAUAAGCCUACGUCAUGUCAAAGGAAAUAGAAGUACAUACUGAAACAUCAAAGCCAGAGAAGGAACAGCUGUUUUGUGAAGACUGUCAGGAGUACUUUGUCAGUACAUGUCCUGUACAUGCAUCUCCAUUGUUUAUCAAAGAUUGCCCCAUGGCCCAUGGAAUACCUUAUCAGACACUGAAUUCACUUCCAUAUGGAUUGGCAUUGGGCCCUUCUGAGGAUCCCAACCAAGGACUAGGAGUUUGGUGCACCAUAAAGACAAUACCUAAAGGAGCUAUCUUUGGUCCUAUGCGAGGAGGUGGUUUUGAUAAUGAAUCUAAAGGAUCUGCUCUGCAUUCUUGGCUAAAGCACCACCUUGUGUCAAAAUGUAAGAUUAAGGAGUCUGAAUCAAACUGGAUGAGAUAUACCAACUCUGCAAGGAAUAGUACUGAGCAAAAUGCAGUUCCCUUCUUGUACAAGGAUCUGGUGUACCUCCGUGUAUGCAAGUCUAUAGAGCCGGGAUCGGCAUUGCUGGUGUGGUUUGAUGAUGUUGGUAAAAAUGAGGCCUUGGAGAGUGUAUCAAAGACCAGGGAUUCCAAAGUGGAGGGCAAUCUGAAUGUUUUGGUGUUGGAUGUCGGUGAAGAAGUUCAAGAGGAGGAGACAGCGAUUGCCCUUGCACAUGAACCUGGGAGUGUGAUGAGCCGAGGAGAAGAUUCACAGCCACAGGGUGGUAAGAUGGCGUACAAAUGCGGACAGUGCCCUUACAGUACGAACCGCCGGGGCCAUUUCUUUGACCAUUGCCGGACCCACACCUCAAUGCGACCCUUCACAUGCGAGCUUUGUGGUAAGUCCUUCAAGCGGCUCCAACACCUCAAGCUGCACAUGGACUACCACCGAAAUGAGCGGCCCCACAAGUGUGCAGAGUGUGAGAAGGCCUUUGUGCAACCAGGGGAUCUCCGCACCCACGUACGCAUCCACAGCGGGGAGAAACCCCAUGUGUGCCUGGUCUGUGCGAAGCGUUUUGCUCAGAUUGCCAACCUUCGGGCACACCAGAAGAUCCACCUGAAAGGAAGAACUCAUGUUUGCGUGAUGUGCAACAAGUCGUACAAACAGCCCUCUGGCCUCCAGCUCCAUCUCCAGACACACCAGGGCCUUGGGGGUUUGGAGUGCCCUGAAUGUGGCAAGCAGUUCAAAGGUAGUGGUGAGCUGCACCGACACUUGCGAGUUCACACGGGUGAAAGGCCCUAUAAGUGCCCAGACUGCAGUAAAUCAUUCACUCGGGCAGCUUACCUGGAUACCCACCGCUAUACCCACACAGGGGUCAAGCAGUACUUGUGCAGUGAGUGCGGAAAGGGCUUCAAUGACUUUGCCUGCUUCCAGGCACACCUGAGGGCUCACAGAGGUGAGAAACCAUAUGCCUGCAGUUACUGCAAUAAGGGCUACACCCUGCUGAAGGAGAUGAAAAAACAUCAACGAAUUCACACUGGAGAGCGGCCCUUUGCUUGCAGCAAAUGUGGAAAGACCUUCAGGGUCUCUCAGCACCUAAGGAAGCAUCUCAAUGUCCACAGGAAGAGAGAUGCCAAAGUACAGCUAUGCUCAGAAAUAGAGGUCAAUGUACAAGAAACCUAGUAUAACUUCAGAGGCAUUUUAACCAUACCCCUUCUCUUUCAACUACCCAGAAUCUUGUGCCCUUAAAGCAGCUGAGGAAAAAAAAUGUAGCUGCAAGUUGUUCCCUGAAGUUUUCUACCUGUAAAUUAUUGUGACUGGGGAUCUUUCAUGUUUCACUUCAGGGCCAGUGUCUGGGAGACAUGGUGUCACAGAUAUCCAUCUACAAUCCCACACAGUCCACUGUCAACCCAGAGGAAAAGGCAGCAAUAAUUGAUAUUUGUGCACUUGGCAACCGACUUAGUAUUAUUAAAUUGUGAUGCAUGAA